Molecule: messenger RNA, 666 nt
Organism: Diutina rugosa
Lineage: Eukaryota; Fungi; Ascomycota; Pichiomycetes; Serinales; Debaryomycetaceae
Product: polyamine acetyltransferase
Exons: 1
Coding region: 1-666 (221 amino acids)
Cellular component (GO): cytoplasm
Molecular function (GO): aralkylamine N-acetyltransferase activity
Source: RefSeq, a predicted model, not a curated record
AUGAGUGACUUUCCCCCCAAUCUUUCAAUUCGUCCACUCACCAUCGAAGACCUUGACCAGGUGGUCGCUCUUGAGGCUAAGGGGUUCUCCCCCGAGGAGCGGAGCACUCGGGAGAAGCUCACGUACCGCUUGAAUAUGUGCCCCGAGUUGUGCCUGGGGUUGUUCAUCAGAGAAUUCGCCCCGCGAUACCGGGCGAUCAACUUGCCCACCGAUAAUACCCAAGCCUCGGCCCCUCAAGAGGACGAUUCUGACGACGAGCACGCCCCGUUGCCCGUCAAGUCGUCUGUUGUCAAGGAGACUUUGAUUGGGCACAUAAUAGCGACGAGAAUCCACGGAUCGACGAUCACCAACGCCAGCAUGGACGUGUUCCUGCCAGAUGUCCCCGGCCUGGGCCACAUCGAGUCGUCGCCCACGAUCGGUGUCCACGGCGUUGUUAUUGACCCUGACUGGCAAGGCAAAUCGCUAGGCACGUUGUUGUUACACGACUACAUCCAAAAAUUAUCCAACCAAGACUUGGGUGAUCAAGUGGUCAUCAUUGCUCACGAAGGCCUCGUUCCCUUUUACGAAAAGAUCGGCUUCACCAACCACGGUAAGAGUGACUGCAAGUACGCCGGGGAAGAAUGGUUUGACUUGAGCAUCCGGUUGAUCCCCACUGACGACAUUUAG